UUCUUGACCCGUAAUAAGUUAGAAACAAUUACAAAAAGUUGAGAAUGCUAACUUUUGUUACUUAUAAAUCUUAAUUUACUUCUAGUCUAAUUUUUUAUUUUAAGCAGGCAAACGGCUUCGAAAUAUGAUAGAUAUGCGAAGUCUUUGUCUUGACGCAGGUUGCGGUUUACUUUGCGGUGUUAAAUAUUCCUAUAUGAUUUUUUCCAUCUGCGGAGGUUACAUUUUCCACCAGCUCUUGUGUACCUUCCUCAUCGCCUAUCAUCAUUCUCGACCAUGUCAUAUUUAAAUCACAUUACUGGAUAAAAAUUUUUAAGACGUCGGUUAUUAUUUUGAGCUGAUAAUCGCAAUUUAUGCCUUACAAUGAACAGAAAAUAGAAGAUUAUUUUUGAAAGAACAGAAACUAGAAGAUAAAGUUACAAACUGAGAAAAAAAAAAUAUAACGAUGCUUUAUCCCUUGUUAGAUAAGCAUAUAUUAAGCAGCCCAAUGAUAAAGAUGAAUCUUGAGAUAAAGUUGAGCUGGACUCCUUUAUCCACAAAACAUGAAAAAUGGGCUCUGUUUUUCUAAAGUCGGUGGGCUGCAUGCAAACAGAAAAGCCCAAGCCCAUGAUAUAGGGCAGGCAAAUUUUACGUAACGUGGCGGUGAAUCUCAUCACUCCUCUAAAACCCUGGUUAAAUAUCUGCUGCAUGAGCUUUCCAUUUAUAUUAAAUAACAUCACAUAUAUCCAACUAUUUAUUUUGAUCCAUCUUAAAAAUGGCAUCACUUUUGAUAAGACGAUCGUCUCGCUGUUUCAUCUCUGACUACUGUGGAAAUGCGGCGGCGCUCACCGCGUUGUGCCGAUCUAUGGCCACCUUUGCACGGACGAAGCCUCAUGUCAAUGUGGGUACUAUUGGCCAUGUUGAUCAUGGAAAAACCACACUUACUGCUGCAAUAACAAAGGUGCUUGCUGAAGAAGGGAAAGCUAAGGCUAUUGCAUUUGAUGAAAUUGAUAAAGCUCCGGAAGAGAAGAAGAGGGGAAUAACUAUUGCUACAGCCCAUGUGGAGUACGAAACAGAGAGGAGACAUUAUGCCCAUGUCGAUUGCCCAGGGCACGCAGAUUAUGUGAAAAACAUGAUAACUGGAGCGGCACAAAUGGAUGGAGGUAUCCUCGUGGUAUCAGCUCCAGAUGGGCCAAUGCCUCAGACAAAGGAACAUAUAUUACUUGCCCGUCAGGUUGGUGUGCCUUCAUUGGUGUGCUUUCUCAACAAGGUUGAUGCUGUUGAUGAUCCAGAGCUGCUUGAGCUUGUUGAGCUGGAACUCCGUGACCUGCUGAGCUUCUACAAAUUUCCUGGGGAUGAAAUUCCAAUUGUACGUGGUUCAGCUUUGUCUGCUUUACAAGGAACAAAUGAAGACCUUGGGAAAAAGGCAAUCCUAAAAUUAAUGGAAGCGGUGGACAAGUAUAUAACUGAUCCUGUUCGGCAACUUGACAAGCCUUUCCUAAUGCCAGUUGAAGAUGUAUUUUCAAUUCAGGGGCGUGGAACUGUUGUCACUGGGCGUAUUGAGCAGGGAACAAUCAAAAUUGGAGAGGAGGUUGAGAUUUUGGGAUUGAGACAGGGUGCGCCAGUUAAGACUACAGUGACUGGUGUUGAGAUGUUUAAGAAAAUCUUGGACAGUGGACAGGCUGGUGACAAUGUAGGACUUCUUCUGCGAGGUUUAAAACGUGAUGAUGUACAGCGUGGACAGGUGGUUUCAAAGCCUAACACCUUAAAAACAUCUAAACGGUUUGAAGCAGAAAUUUAUGUUCUUACAAAAGACGAAGGUGGCCGCCAUACCUCAUUCUUCUCAAAUUACAGGCCUCAGUUUUACUUGAGAACCGCAGAUGUUACUGGAAAAGUAGAAUUGCCUGAAAAUGUCAAGAUGGUGAUGCCUGGUGAUAAUGUGACUGCAACUUUUGAGUUGAUAUCACCAGUCCCCCUUGAAACAGGACAAAGAUUUGCUUUAAGAGAAGGCGGUAGAACUGUUGGUGCAGGAGUCGUUUCAAAAGUACUACAAUAGACGUUGAGCAUUGUUUUAUAUCAUCGUCGAUGUUUCAAACCCGAAACAAAGAUGAGUAGGUGCUCUUUCGAUGGAAGCUUUGGCUGUUCUCCUAGUAGUUGAUUUCUAGGUUUUUUUUCCAUAUAUUUAGAAAGGUCAAGAAAGAAAGUUUUAAGUUACAAGUGCAGAUUCAUUUCUUAUUUUCAGCAAUAUGUUUGUGAUUGCAGGCUUGAACAAAAUAAAUGGCACCUGAGUAAAUUUCAUCAGCGUAUAAGAAUGUUUAAACUUGUUUUUAGCUUGUGAAUAAAAUCAUUGAUUAGUU
Messenger RNA from Daucus carota subsp. sativus, 2333 nucleotides. RefSeq names its product elongation factor Tu, mitochondrial. Gene Ontology annotation, cellular component: mitochondrion. The transcript has 12 exons. The record is from RefSeq and is a predicted model, not a curated record. Gene Ontology annotation, biological process: mitochondrial translational elongation. Gene Ontology annotation, molecular function: GTPase activity; translation elongation factor activity; GTP binding. Lineage: Eukaryota; Viridiplantae; Streptophyta; Magnoliopsida; Apiales; Apiaceae. Bases 752 to 2032 code for a protein of 426 amino acids.